GGGCAUGUUUGGUGGCAUGUUUGGAGGGGGAGGGUAGAUUUGGAUGGAUUCGUAGGAAGGAGCCUGAGGUUUUUUCAUAUUCAGAGAAUAGAUUCAAAAUCAAGAUAAUCACUGGAUAAGGUAAAGGUUAAUAGGGAAAAUUAAUAUUACGGAAGCUAAAGGAAAAGGACUAGGACAUUCACUACGAACUGCUCAUCUUUCGUCACGGCUACUCCUGAUUCCUUUUCCUCUCACGAUGUUGCACAGCGAUGGAAAGAAGCUGAUCCGCCGUGCGGCAGUCUGCACUGCAUUCUGUGCGAGGUUAAUUGUGGUGCGUUGUAUUGGUGAGAAGUCGUGGUGAAUGAAGAUUUCUCUUAUUCUUCAACAUCCACUUGUACAUGCACAUGCUUCGUGCCAUUUACAGUCAAUAUCCCUGUGAAGAAGAAGAUGUUGUACUUCUGGAAACAGUAAAGUUUCCAAGCAGGAUUUGCUUUCUAUCGAAAACAAACCGGAGAACGCUCUUAGUCGUCUAAGAACGUAACCCGUCCUCGUCUCUUGUUUUUAGAGUCACCACUACAGUACACCCGAAGAAUUACAAUAAAUGCUUGCCUCGUCCUCCGCUCUACGUUCUGCCGCUGGCAAGCGGGUUGCUGUGGUGCUUGCUGGGUGUGGCGUCUAUGAUGGUAGCGAAAUCCAUGAGGCUGUUUUCACGCUGAACCAGCUGUCGAAGAGGAAAGCGAAUUACCAAUGUUUUGCACCAAACAUACCACAAAUGCACGUGAUAGACCAUACAAAGGGAGAACCGAUGGAAGGACAGACUAGGAAUGUGUUUUAAGGCCGAGGAUGCGGAUACAACUAGCGAUAGAACUUGAUAUCGAAGCAUAUUAGAGGUAGAGACCGACGUUGACGUAGACGUAGGAGUAGAGGUACUCAGAGAAAAUUUGGAGACCGCAGUAGUACUAGGUCUGUAGCGGCAAAAAAUGCUCGUCUUCUAUGAUGUCCUUCUACUUCCUCCCCCUCUAACCUCCAGUAGAAUCAGCACGAAUCGCAAGGGGUCAGAUCCAAGAUCUCGAAAAAUUGAACCCCUCAGAUUUUGACGCUGUCAUUUUUCCGGGAGGUUUCGGUGCAGCAAAGAACCUAUGCGACUUGGCUGUGAAGGUACAGGAAUUUGUAUUGUUGGAGAUGAUCUUCAAUCCUCUUCCAGUCAAGGAUUUCCAAUCUUCGAAAAAAGCAACUACCACAUCAAACACGAAUUCCUUGUUUUGACCAAUGUCGUCUUCCUAAAACUAAAACCAACUUACUACGACCACACGGGCUACCACAUCAAACAGGGUCCCGAUGUCACAGUCCAGCCUGGAGUCGAAAAAGUGAUAAAGGAAUUUCAUAGCCUGGGGAAGCCGCAAGGCUUCUGUUGUAUCGCACCAGGGAUCGCAGCGAAAGUUCUCGGACAGUUAAGACUCGACAGUAUUGUUGGUAUCUACAAGAACAAGUAUUUCAUUUUCUAAUGGUCAUGAUAAUGAAUGUCGAGGAGGACGAGGGUUCUAAAAAAGCCUCGCUUUGUUUCUAACCCACGACCACAAAGUCGAAGUUACGUUAGGUGGCGAGACGGAGGGCGACCAAUGGCCGUACGCUGGUACUGUUGGCGCAGUGAAGGCUGUGUGCGCGACACAUGUCGAAAAGGCACUCAGUGAGGCGCAUAUUGACGCGAAAAAUAAGUUAAGCCAGUCGCACUAUAUGAUUUUUUAGCUUCAACACGUAUUGGAUCCUGGGGAGUUCCUUUAUGUUUGGCAUCAGUUACGAAAAAUCAUCGCGGACACCUGCUCUAAAAAAAGUGGUAACAUCCGCAGCCUAUAUGAACGGAACAGCACCCAUUCACGAAAUUGAGGAAUCGGUAGUUGUUAUGGUGGAUAAAACCGUCGACAUGAUGUAGUAGUGGUCAUAGCGGAAAUAAAAGAGGUGUGGAUCAUAUGAUUUAGCAGUGAAGAUCCUUGUGUGUGUCCACAAGAGCAUGAUUUCGCAAGCUGAUGUAGGAGGCGGCAGCGAGGCUUUUCAUUUUGGCGGAGAGUCCCACUUCCUCUCCCACAUGGAUGAAGGGAGCGAUAACAUACGAUGGCGGAUAAUAAGAAUAACUCCUACAUGGAUAUUAAAAUAUAGAUGAUAGAUUUGCAGCACAUGGAUAAAGCGAAAAAAUGUAUCAUAGUUUCAU
Molecule: messenger RNA, 2185 nt
Organism: Amoebophrya sp. A25
Lineage: Eukaryota; Dinophyceae; Syndiniales; Amoebophryaceae
Source: the annotation of a GenBank genome assembly